AUGUCGCUCGAAGAACGCGGUGGCCACGAGAACCCGGCGUUGGAGCUGACGAACGCCGCAGAGCCGUUUUCCAAAAUGAGGCGGUUUUGCCAGGCUCACGCCAAGACACUUCACAGGAUCGUCUUGGGUCUCUUGGCUGCAGCUUACCUGGCCUACUUCAUUGCAGCCUGUUGGCUGGACUUCCAGCGGGCCCUGGCUUUGGUCGUUUUAACAUGUUUGGCGGUCUUUCUUGGGCUCUACACCCUGGUAAAGAAGUGGUGCGGGGCAACUAUCGCCCGCCUGCUCAGCCCUCUUGGGAAAUGCUUCCGGCGCUCCUGGUUUUGGCUGAAAUGGGUGCUGUGUAUCAUCAUUUUGAUCGCUCUGAUCAUAUGGCUGGUUCUUGACAUAUCCCAAAGGCGGGAGCAGCUAGUGUCGUUGGGGGGUUUCUGCACAUUGCUUCUGGUGCUCUUUGCCAGCUCCAAACACCACAGGGCUGUGUCCUGGAGGGCUGUGAUCUGGGGUCUUGGCCUGGAGUUCCUCCUCGGGAUCUUCAUCAUCCGGACAGAGCCUGGAUUCCAGGCUUUCCAGUGGCUGGGCGAACAGAUCCAGACCUUCCUGAACUACACCACGGCCGGUUCCCGAUUCGUCUUUGGAGACCAACUGAUUCAGAAUGUUUUCGCCUUCCAGGCUUUGCCUAUCAUCAUCUUCUUCAGCUCGGUGAUGUCCGUUCUCUACUACCUGGGAGUCAUACAGUGGGUGAUCCUGAAGUUGUCUUGGAUCCUGCAAAUCACCAUGGGCACAGCACCCACAGAGUCACUGAGCGUGGUAGGGAAUGUAUUUGUCGGGAUGACGGAGGCACCGCUGCUGAUCCGCCCUUACCUGAUGGAUAUGACCAAGUCGGAAGUCCACGCUGUGAUGACCGGCGGCUUUGCCACUAUCGCUGGCAGUGUGUUGGGAGCCUACAUUUCAUUUGGGAUUGACGCCUCGUCCUUGAUCGCGGCCUCUGUGAUGGCCGCGCCCUGUGCUUUGGCAAUGGCGAAACUCGUCUACCCAGAAGUAGAAGAGUCCAAGUUCCGGAGCCGGGAGGGUGUGAAAAUUGCCCGUGGAGCAGAGCAGAAUAUUCUGGAAGCCAUCGGCAACGGUGCCUCGGUUUCUGUGGGUCUGGUGGCUAACAUUGCGGCCAACCUCAUCUCCUUCCUGGCAGUGCUGGAGUUCAUCAAUGCCACGCUCGCUUGGUUGGGGAACAUGGUCAACAUUGCAGGACUCUCCUUCCAGUUGAUCUGCUCCUAUGUACUGAUGCCGCUGGCAUUUCUGUUAGGGGCCAGCUGGGAAGACGCGGGCCUCGUGGCCGAGAUGCUGGGAGUCAAGCUCUUCUUGAAUGAGUUUGUGGCCUACCAGCAGCUGUCCACUUACAAACAGCGACGACUGGACGGGCGUCCUGAGUGGGACGAGUCGCAGAAGCAGUGGAUUUCUGUGAGAGCUGAAACCAUCACCACCUUCGCUCUGUGUGGAUUUGCCAACCUGAGCUCCAUCGGGAUCAUGCUGGGCGGCUUGUCGACCCUGGCACCGCAGCGCAAGAGUGAAUUUUCUAGCAUCGUCGUAAGGGCUUUGUUCACAGGAGCCUGCGUCUCUCUGAUGAACGCCUGCAUCGCAGGUAUCCUGUAUGUGCCCAGAGGAGAAGUGACCGAUUGCUUAGGCUUCUUCAACACGACAGACCUCAACUCUACCAGCUACCCUGUCUAUGUUUGCUGCACGGACCUUUUUGGAAGCGCAACCAGCAUCGACGGGUCUCUUUCUUUCUCUGGCGUAUGGGAGCAUCAGGACGUCAACAUUACGAAGAUGCACCUCCAAGGAUGCUGUGGUCACUACAACGCCACGGCCUGUGCCGGGGUGUAACUGCCGAGGAAGUGGGCCAGGACUGCACGACGAGGGUGUCUCGCUGGCAGCCCUGCCGUAAUGAAGGACAGAGCAGCCCAAACAAUAAACUUUUUUAUACUGGAACGCUUCCUGCGUGCAUGCCGAACGACGACACGGAGGAGAUGCCACUCUGGAACAUCAGAAUGAACAGGGGCAUGAAGGAAAACCGAGAAUGCUGGCAGAGCCUGCUGAGAGGAGGAGUUUGGCGGGCGUGCCAGACCCCCCGCAAUUAAAUGUCACGCCUAGCAGACUGUGCGUCCUAUGCUGCCACGUCGACAGCUAGGGUGUGUGACGAGCCUCCUUUCGUCUCAGUCCAUUAACUCAUGCCUGCUCUUCCAUUAGCUACUUAAGACAGGACAACAGAUUCUGUUUAGGUCUGUCGUCACUUUCAGAAGGUGGUGUUCUUCUUUGCCAAAUGCGGCCACUGGGGCUGCUUUUUUCAAGGCAGGGGGAGAGAUCUGCGUGGGGGGAAGGCCCGACGGGGCACUGGGGGAGCUGAAACCCCUCAUCAGCAUUGCUGGCCACCAGGCGGGAGCUGAGUGGCUCCUUGCUCCUGGCUGCCGGGGGCCCGCCGGGAACUUUCCCUGCAAGUUCAGUGGCCGGUCCACCUCUGUCGCCAAAGGUGAACUGCCGAGCACAAUCAUUUGCGCCAAAGCGUUUGCAAAAAGGAAAUCCAGUGGCUGGAAGAACAGGAGGGCUGCCUUAUACCGGGUCAGACCGUUGGUCCAUCUAACAAUUGAAGCCCUGUGCGGUCUAGGAUCAACAGAUCUUCAGGACCGUCUCUCCCAAUAUGUCCCUCGAAGGGUUUUGCGCUCCUCUGACCGACAUCUACUCGUGGUCCCCGGCCCAAAGGAUGUACACCUGGCCCCAACCGGAGCCAGAGCUUUCUUUGCUCUGGAGCCAGCCUGGUGGAACCCACUCCCGGCUGAGAUCCGGGCCCUGUGGGAUUUAAUGCCGUUCCGCAGGCCCUGUAAAAUGGGAGAUGUUCUGCCAAGCCGAUGGCUGAGGCGGUCGUGAUCCAUCUAUAUUGGCCUCCCCUGCUCUGCCUUGCAUUAUUCCAUUAUUCCAUCCAGUUUGGUGUAGUGGUUA
Gekko japonicus is the source of this 2985-nucleotide messenger RNA. Its product is annotated as sodium/nucleoside cotransporter 2-like. The transcript is spliced from 16 exons. The record is from RefSeq and is a predicted model, not a curated record. Gene Ontology annotation, cellular component: membrane. Gene Ontology annotation, molecular function: nucleoside:sodium symporter activity. NCBI's taxonomy places the organism in Eukaryota, Metazoa, Chordata, Lepidosauria, Squamata, Gekkonidae. Gene Ontology annotation, biological process: nucleoside transmembrane transport. The coding region runs from base 1 to 1875 and encodes 624 amino acids.